UUUAACGGCAGUGUCGACACUGUCGACUCGUUUGUGUUUGUGUGUGUGGUGAUCGGUGGAAGUGGCGGAAGUGUACUAAUCUACUUCGAUAUUAAUAUUUAUCACCGGUUAACCGUUAAUUGACUGCCUUUUCAGUCACGAAUUUGUGUCUGGAAUUUUGGAUGCGUGGGCUGUGCUGGUGCGUUUGCUUCAAGAUUAUUCAAUAGACGGCCGCCGUGUUUUGUUUACCCGCCCACAGAAGACGUCGUUGCUCUUGGUCCAGAGUUCCAGGCAUCGCCACGACUCGAUAAGGAAGUGGGUGGUGGAGUUUGCAUUCACCACGUGCAAGUCCUUGUCAACUUUGUGCUCCAAUCUGCAUUCCACGAGUUCGAUUGACUUGACUUGCACUUCAUUGAUGACACGCCUAGUUCCUCGUUCCGUCUUCGAAUCACACUGUCUAUCGCCGGUAAUACAUAUUCACGGAAAUGUGUUUUUCCUCCAAGAAGCUGCGUUUUAUCAGUACAUUUCGGAUUGAGAAUUGACUUCUCAGUUACGAGCUUAUGUCAAAAAACAUUUUUGGAGACAAUUUCGUUGUAUCUGUGAGACAAAACUGCUCAAAAAUAUGGAUAAUUACGGAGCCGAUGGAAGUGGAGAUGGAAAUAAUAGUAACCGAGGUGCAGGUCGUGGACGAGGACGUGGUUCCUGGGCCUCUGGAAGGCAAGAACCUCAUUUUUUGAGGAGGCCACAUAGUGCUGCACCAGCUCCAGCAACAGAGAAUGCAGGUGUUGCAGAAGUGGUGAAAAAUUCGAAACUCUCGGCAGAGGCUGCAGAAUUUGUUCCUCAGAGCUUCAGUCCCGCACCUGCACCUCAGGCGCAGCCACAAGGAUGGGUUCGUCAUUCAAUUCAAGAUCGUCUGCAAAUUGUCCGACAGGGCCAGUCUCUAGGUCAACGACAUCAAGGAUCUCAUGGCAUGCAUCAGCAGCACAUGCAGUACGUAAUUCAGCAGCCACACGGUCAACAAAUGUACCAGCAAUAUGGUGAAAUGCCACAAUACCAAGGCUAUAACCAGCAGCAAGGUGGUCAGGACUUUGGCUAUUAUGAUGGAGGAUCUGGAGAUUAUUCUGAUAAACAUCAGUCAUCCAGAAGGGAGACAAACAAUCAUUCUUCAGAUUAUGAAGGAACAUUGCGACAUCUUGAUCAUGUAAUGAAAUCGCUCACUAUGAAUCCAGGACGAUUUGAUGCAUUAGUAACCCGCAUUGUCAAUAGCGUAAAACCAUACCUCGAUCAGCCUAGUCAGUCUCAACAAAUCGCUUCAAUGAUCAUCCAACAGUCAAUCAACGAGACGAAUUUCCGGUAUAGCGGUGCGAGGCUUUGCACGAGUCUUGUAGCUGCUACGUCAACUUCCAUUUUUAAAGACACUUUGCUAACUCGGUGUCAAGAACAAACUCAGUCAUUCUCAUCUGCUUGGCAAGAAACAACCAAGCACUCUGAUGACGAGGAGAAAAAGUGUCACGGAAUGAUAUUAUUCCUUGCGGAACUGGUGAUUCAGAUGGAAUCCUCAAUUGCAGUUGCAUUAGGAAAAUUAUUAGUGCAACUAAUAUCCGCUGUUUUGCAAAGUCCAGCUCAAAAUUCCGCAAAAAAUAUCUGCCAAGCUCUCAAGUUAGCUGGUCAAACUUUGGAGAGCGACAGCAGCAGUAAGAAGGACAUGGAACAGGUGAUGCAGAAAUUGACGAAGCUCGUAACAGAAGGUCGUGUCGAUUCUCACGUAGGUCGAAUGGUUCAAGGCGUGAACAAUCUUCGGAGUGAGAAUUGGGGAAAUUCGGUAAAAACUGAGCCGGAUACAAAUUCUACCUCUACAACUCCACAAUCUGACGAACCAGUUUUUUACGGUCCCGAUGGAACUGUUCUCUCUGCCGAGGAAAGCAAAUUCUUGCAGGAUUUAGCAGAGGCAAACCCGGAAAUUGAAGAGGAUACCGAGCUUGAGAACGAAGCUGAUAAGUGGGAGGAUGAAGAGGAGGAAAUAAUUGUGACAGCAGCUUUCGAAGAGUUUUUAAAUUUAAGCAAUAGGCGAUAGUUCACUCGUACACACAACGCAUAAUUUAUUUUCUACAGACGUAAAAGGAAAUUGCUCAUUUCUACAGGAAAAUUAAUUAUACAUGCAUACAGGCAUCUUUUGUUAAUUUUUUUUUAUUUUUUAUUUGAGACAUAACACGAAUGUAGUAUUGUAAGGCAGGUUAGGCGUAUUAAAGAUGUCUAUCUAUACAUAUAUUGUACGUAUAAUUAUAUGGGAGACAAUGGGUGGUUAAUUUGAGGCACUUACGGUAGUUUUUCUCCUGCCAAAAGUCAGAUAUCUGACAAAAAAUAGGUUUUCUAUCAUUUUAGGAAUGAAAAUAUUCUAACUGAUGGCAUUUUAAAUGAAAAAAAAA
Belonocnema kinseyi is the source of this 2405-nucleotide messenger RNA. It is a transcript of the gene Paip1, whose product is annotated as polyadenylate-binding protein-interacting protein 1. NCBI's taxonomy places the organism in Eukaryota, Metazoa, Arthropoda, Insecta, Hymenoptera, Cynipidae. Bases 602 to 2053 code for a protein of 483 amino acids. The record is from RefSeq and is a predicted model, not a curated record. Gene Ontology annotation, biological process: regulation of translational initiation. Gene Ontology annotation, molecular function: RNA binding; protein binding; translation activator activity. The transcript is spliced from 8 exons.